This is a messenger RNA of Lontra canadensis (Northern American river otter), 1446 nucleotides long. It is a transcript of the gene MAPK1IP1L, whose product is annotated as mitogen-activated protein kinase 1 interacting protein 1 like. Lineage: Eukaryota; Metazoa; Chordata; Mammalia; Carnivora; Mustelidae. The record is from RefSeq and is a predicted model, not a curated record. The transcript is spliced from 5 exons. Bases 268 to 1002 code for a protein of 244 amino acids.
GCCGCCGCUGCCGCCACCGUCAGUCACUCCGCGUUCGGUUCUUCGGCACCCGGUUCGCUGGGACCCUUCGCCGCUUGUGAACUUUGCUGCGGGCUCGGAUCUUGCCGGGGCCUGUCCCACCAUCCCCUACUCCCAGCUCUUCCUUCAUUGUUCCUACAGACUGCAAAAGAACCUCUUCUCAGGAUUCCUCCCCUGAUACUCCCUUCCUUGAUUCCUUUAGGAGUUUUUUGAGGUACUCUCUUGGUGCCCUGUGCUUACGCCAGGAAAAUGUCUGAUGAAUUUUCGUUGGCAGAUGCACUACCUGAACAUUCCCCUGCCAAAACCUCUGCUGUGAGCAAUACAAAACCUGGCCAGCCUCCUCAAGGCUGGCCGAGUUCCAGCCCUUGGAAUAACCCAAGCGCUCCACCUUCUGUGCCGUCCGGACUCCCGCCAAGUGCGACACCCUCCACUGUGCCUUUUGGACCAGCACCAACCGGAAUGUAUCCCUCUGUGCCUCCCACCGGACCACCUCCAGGACCCCCAGCACCCUUUCCUCCUUCUGGACCAUCAUGUCCCCCACCUGGCGGUCCUUAUCCAGCCCCAACUGUGCCCGGCCCCGGCCCCACAGGGCCAUAUCCUACACCAAAUAUGCCCUUUCCAGAGCUUCCAAGACCAUAUGGUGCACCCACAGAUCCAGCUGCUGCUGGUCCUUUAGGUCCAUGGGGAUCCAUGUCUUCUGGACCUUGGGCACCUGGAAUGGGAGGGCAAUAUCCUACCCCUAACAUGCCAUACCCAUCUCCAGGGCCAUAUCCUGCGCCCCCUCCCCAAGCACCAGGGGCAGCGCCACCUGUUCCGUGGGGCACUGUUCCACCAGGAGCCUGGGGACCACCAGCACCAUAUCCUGCCCCUGCAGGAUCAUAUCCCACACCAGGACUCUAUCCCACUCCCAACAAUCCUUUUCAAGUGCCUUCAGGACCUUCUGGUGCUCCACCGAUGCCUGGUGGCCCCCAUUCUUACCAUUAAGUUAAUGGAUGAAGAGAUGACGCUUUGCUUUUUGAAGUACAUAUAUAUGCACAUGAAUGCAUAUAUCAAAAUUGCUGGUCUCACUAUUCUUAGAGGGCAUUCAUGAAAGAACAACCCUUGCACCUCUCAGAGAAGAUAUCUGCCUCUUGUACUUGGAUGUAUAGUACAUCUGAUGGAUACAAUCAGAUAAAAAUGUAAAAGUAAAUCAUUCAAAUGUGAUUUUUAUUCGGUUUUUAUGGAACGUUAAAGUGAUGAAGUAUAUUGAAUAGCUCUUUGAUACAGUUUGUUUAAAACAAGUUUUCGAUUUGUUUAAAUUAUGAAACCACACACUUAAAAAUCUAAGAUGAUGUGGAUUAUUGUUAGAAUCUGCAACCUCAUUGGCGAAUUAUUUCAAGUAUUUUUCUAUAGUCACUUUUCCCCUAAAUAAACACACUUUGAAAACAA